Melitaea cinxia (Glanville fritillary) is the source of this 2810-nucleotide messenger RNA. RefSeq names its product patj homolog (gene Patj). The record is from RefSeq and is a predicted model, not a curated record. The transcript has 16 exons. The coding region runs from base 1 to 2364 and encodes 787 amino acids. NCBI's taxonomy places the organism in Eukaryota, Metazoa, Arthropoda, Insecta, Lepidoptera, Nymphalidae. Gene Ontology annotation, molecular function: protein binding.
AUGCAUCUCGGUGUGAAUAUAUCAAACGCUUUGCAGCAAUUGGAAAGUGUAAAAGCUGUUGUCGAUCAAAGUGAUGAUCCCAAAUUAAAGGCUGCAACAAAUGAUGACCUAAAUCUUAUCAUAAAUCUUUUGGAAAGUCCAAUAUUAAAGAGUAUUGCUACUCUCCAUGACUCUGUUGGAUUGCUUGCAACUCAAGUGGCACAUCAUCCAUCAAUACUACCUGGAGAUUUUGAUAUCACACCAGCUGGUGACUUAGCUAUACAAACUAAAAACCUUUAUGGUAAUCAUGAGGGUGAGGAAGAACAACGAGUACCUCAAGUGUCACCACCGCACAGUUUGGAGUUUGGAUCAGGCUCAGAUAAUGAACGCAUUUUAGGUCUAGAUUCUGCUUCUGUAGAUUCUAAUAUGUCUCCCAAACAGAAUCGAGGUUUGCAUGACAUGUCUCGAAAUGAUGAUUCGUUAAUAUCUGGUUCAACAAACAUUGUGGCCGGAGAUUGGGCUCAAGUUGAGAUAAUAAAUUUAGUGAAUGAUGGCACUGGACUUGGAUUUGGUAUUAUUGGAGCCAGAACUAGUGGUGUGAUUGUAAAAACUAUAUUGUCGGGUGGUGUAGCUGACCGUGAUGGUCGUCUGAAAUCUGGUGAUCAUAUUUUACAAAUUGGAGAUACUCACCUGAUGGAGAUGGGGUCGGAGCAGGUGGCGGGCGUGCUGCGCGCGUCGGGCUCGCGCGUGCGCCUGGUGGUGGCGCGCGCCGUCGACCCCGCCGCCGCGCACGCCUCCGCCGCGCCCGUCGUGCCCUCCAGACUCCUGUCAAGCCCCGAAGCUUUGGACCGCUACUUAAUGGAAGCUGGUUUCGAACAAGUGUUCCACACGCAGCCGACUCCGAUCGCCUUAAACUCUAACGUGUCGAGAUUUGUAUUCGACGCAUCCAUUACACCCCCACCAGAUACCGAUGCCGAGUCACCCGAGGUCGACAGAUUUACUGUUCAAUUGAAGAAAGAUGAAAACGGCUUAGGAAUUACUAUUGCAGGUUACGUGUGCGAGAAAGAGGAGCUAUCGGGAAUAUUCGUGAAGUCGGUGACGCCGGGCAGCGCGGCGGCGCUCAGCGGCAAGGUGCGGGUCAACGACCGCAUCGUGGCCGUGGACGGCGUGUCGCUCGCCGGCAAGUCCAACCAGCGGGCCGUGGACGCGCUCAAGCAGAGCGGGCACAUCGUCACUCUGGAGCUCGAGAGGUACCUCCGCGGGCCGAAGUUCGAGCAGCUGCAGCAGGCCAUCGCGGCGGGCGAGGCGGCGCCGCACAACCCCUUCCUGCACAUGCACCGGCCCGAGCCGCCCGCCGCGCACGACAUACAGAUGUCGCACCUCUCUGCCGCGUUGGAAACAAACGCGGAGGAGAGUGAGCCGUCCCCCCCUCGCAGCCCCACACUGCCGCCGCCCGCCCCACCCGCGCCCGCCUUCGAGAUGCCGCGCACGCACGAGCAGAAGGAAGCCAUUAAGAGGAAGUGGCAGGCUAUACUCGGUGAUGAGGUGGAGAUAGUGGUGGGCGUGGUGGUGCGCGGCGGCGGCGGGCUGGGCAUCUCACUGGAGGGCACGGUGGAUGUGGAGGGCGGGCGCGAGGUGCGGCCGCACCACUACGUGCGCUCCGUGCUGCCCGAGGGGCCCGUGGGCCGCGCCGGCGUGCACCGCCCCGGCGACGAGCUGCUAGAGGUUAACGGGCACCGGCUUCUGGGCAUGAACCACCUGGAGGUGGUGUCGAUCCUCAAGGAGCUGUCGAGCGAGGUGUGCAUGGUGUGCGCGCGCCCGCGCCCCGCGCCGCCGCUCGACCUCGCGCCGCCCGCCGCCACGCUCGUCAAGGUGCGCGACACGUACACACACACACACACACACAUGAACCACCUGGAGGUGGCGAAGUCGGACGGGAGCCUGGCGGGCGCGGGCGCGGAGGAGAGCGGCGCGCUGGGCGCGGGCGGCAAGGUGCGCUCGCGCAGCCUCGAGCCGCUCACCGGCCUGGCCAUGUGGGCCUCCGAGCCGCAGGUCAUCGAAUUGGUGAAAGGGGAGCGCGGGCUCGGUUUCUCAAUCCUCGAUUACCAAGACCCCCUCCGUCCAUCCCACACGCUGGUGGUGAUUCGCUCGCUGGUGCCGGGGGGCGUGGCGCAGCAGGACGGCCGUCUCAUCCCUGGAGACAGGCUGCUGUUUGUAAACGAUCAAAACCUGGAGAACGCGAGCUUAGAGCAAGCAGUAGCGGCGCUAAAGGGCGCGCCCCGGGGCGUGGUCCGCAUAGGCGUGGCCAAGCCUCUGCCGCUAGCCGACGCGCCGCCCCCGCUGCCGGCCAGCGCUCCCCCCGCGCCCUUAACCCCCACUGACUAACUCACAUGUACAAUAAAUAGCUAUAGCUAAUUUCUCGCGCUAGACUAGAAAUUAAGUCGUUCAAUUUUAAAAACAAUAUUUAAUUAUUAUUGUUCAGUUCAUUAGCCAGAUACUCUGAUACUUGACAGAAGUUCGAAUGACUUUUGGUCAAUAUUAAGUAAUGAAAUGCUUGCUAAAUUACUUUCUUAAUUAAAUUGAAGCCUAGCGCAAACUAGUUCCAACGAUACACGAUGAACUGCAAAAAAGCGGAAAAUGUAAACGAUAGCGACGAAGAUGUCACGCGAAUAAUCACUGUUUUAUUAUAUAGUUUUCAUAUUAAUACUGAAUUUAUAUUACCACAUUAUUGAGCGAUUAUCUUUUUUAUUAAUGACACAGUGUGCAAAUCUGUAUGAAAUUAAAUCUAGUAUAAAAUGAUUUAGUUAAAUAUACAAAUAUUUUUAUAUAAA